CACAUCUAAUACACUUGACCUAGAGGUAAUAUGGAUAAAGCUGGAAUGACUUUGAAGAUCCUCCUCAUCUUCACCCUCUUCCUGAUUUCAGUAGGUGGAGCAGAAUCAGAGAGAGUGACAGGAUAUUCAGUAGGAGGAGUCCUCAUCAAGUGUAGAUAUGAGACACAAUACACAUCAAACCAGAAAUAUCUCUGUAAGGGUUCAUGGUUAAACUCUGCUGACCAGAUCAAGACAGAAGUUAAAAAUGAGUGGAUAAACAGUGGAAGAUUCUCACUGGUGACAGCAGUGCUGCACAGUUCUGGGUGAUGAUCAGGGAGCUCACUGUAGAGGAUUCUGGAACGUACCACUGUGGAGUUGAUAUAAAAGAGCAAAAAGACGUCUUCACACCAGUGGAACUGAAGAUAGAGGAAGUAGGUGGAGGAGAAUCAGGAAGAGUGAUGGGAUAUUCAGGAGGAGGAGUCCUCAUCAAGUAUCAAGACUACGAGAAGAGCGUCAGUGUGACUGGCCAUGUAGGAGGAGGGGUCAACAUCAGAUGCAAAUACCCACAAUCCCACAGCAGUGACCCCAAGUUCCUCUGUAGGAGAGUGGGUUCUGCUGACUGUACUUAUAAAUCAUCAGUUAAAGAGAGCAGAAGAUGGAUAAAUGAGGGAAAACUCUCUCUACAUGAUAACAGAGCAAAGCAGAUCUUCACUGUGAGCUUCAACAGUCUGACUGAGGGAGACUCUGGUGAAUACUGGUGUGGAGCUGAAUCAGACUGGACAUCUGACCAUGGAUACAAGGCCUAUAUCACCCAGAUCAACCUCAGAGUUACUAGUCCAGAUGUUCUACCACAGUCAUCAACACACAUCAGUUCAUCAACCACACAACCAACCACAUCCUCAACUCCUGAAACCGCAUCAUCUCCACUGUCUGCUACAGGUUCUCCACCUCCAGCAUUUCCAGUUUCCUCUGUGGUCACUGGUGUGUCUGUGGUUGUGCUGCUGCUCCUGAUUGGACUCUUAUUCUUCGUUGUGACUCUUAGAAAGAGAAACAAAACUCGAGGUCCAGCAUCAAUCCAAAGCCAAUCACACAGAGGCUCCUCAGACAACCACCCAGUUUCCUGUGAUGUCUAUGUCUAUGAGGAGGUUAAAGACAUUCCUGGCUCAGAUGCUGGAGUUUCCACAGUCUACUCUGCUGUUGAACUACUGACAAACCCCUCAGAACCUUCUCAGACUCUUUAUGGUAAUGUCCAGUUAUCCACAAACCCCUCAGAACCUUCUCAGACUCUUUAUGGUAAUAUCCAGUAAUCCACAAACCCCUCAGAACCUUCUCAGACUGUUCCAACGUACGCAACCGUGAAUUUCAGCAAGAAUGCAGAUAGUUCUACUGAUGCUGUUCCCACGGCAACCAUCAACAAGGAGAACGACUCAUGUGACUACGCCACAUUCGAAUGUUAGUGGAAGUAGUUUUCAUGCUACGCUUGUAUUCUCACCCAUUUUCUAGUCUUUUAUUUCUUGAAGUCUGUAAAUGUGUUAUUUGUCAUUGGGGUUAACCGCUUAAAUGUCCAGGGUCCACCGACAGGCCCAAAGAGUCGAUCAGCUAGUUUACAUUGAAGAUCCUGUAGUUAUUAUAUAAUAAGCUUUAGUAUGUAAUAAGCCUUGGAUUUGAAGUUGAUCAUACGAUGCAUGAAGUGUUUUGCAAUUGGUGAAACACGCGGGUGUUUUGUGUGAUUUGUUGUUUUAUAUGUAUAUGAUAGAAGAAUGCACAGCUACAGUUUAUUUUUGCUUAUUUAGUAAAACUAAAUGUCCAAAAGUUUGUGGACACUCCUUCUUAUUAGUAACUUUGGUAGCUCUCACUGCUGAUGCAGGAGUUCAAAUGCACACACAGCUUGUGUAAUACACAUAGAAAAACACUGACCAAUAGAACGGGACGCUCUAGAGCAGCCGCACAUAGGCCUAAGGUCACCAUGCCCAACAAAUCCCAGCAUUGAGCUGAGGAGCAGAGCUGUGUUCCCUGGAGUGAUGUCGCUCCAUCCCACACCUUUGGGAUGAGUUGGAGUGAUCGAGAGCUGGUCAUCAAACACUAAUACCUGAUCUCACCAGAGCUCCCACUGCUAAAUGCAAUCAAAUCCUCACAGCAAUAUUACAAUAUUUAGUGUAAAGCCUUCCCCAAAUAGUAGAGACACAUACUGUAGCAGAGGGGAAGAAACUCCAUUUUAACAGUCUUGUUUUUGAAAGAAACAUUGGAGGAGUAUGUGUCCACAAACUUUUGGCCAUAUAGUGUAUUUCUGAAGAAUUACUCAGUAUCUGCUAUGAAACAAAUAUGUAAGCUGUAUAGUUAAAAGACUGAAUCAUAACAUGCGUAAAGCUUAUUAAUGUAAACUGAUAUGUAACCUGUGCUGUCUCUUCAUAUGGCGACACUGAAGUUAUGAAAUAUAACACAUAUUGUACGUUC
Molecule: messenger RNA, 2433 nt
Organism: Pygocentrus nattereri (red-bellied piranha)
Lineage: Eukaryota; Metazoa; Chordata; Actinopteri; Characiformes; Serrasalmidae
Product: CMRF35-like molecule 8
Exons: 8
Coding region: 306-1286 (326 amino acids)
Source: RefSeq, a predicted model, not a curated record